AUUGCAAUUAUCGUAGAAAUGAAUUUGAAAACACAUACAUCCUUAUACUAUGAUAAUGGAAGUUUUAUUUUUAAAAUUGGUGGUAUCGAUAUAAAUAUCAGUACAAAAACACGAAUAUCUACCAUACAUUUCAAAGGGCCAAAUAUCGAUAUACUCUCAUCGAUAAUGGUAUCGGAAUAAAAAUACCAAUAUUUGGCUGCCAUGGACAGUGGAAAAGUUUGUUUUGUUUAUUCUUUAUUGUGAAUGUAAAUUGUAAAUGAAUAAAGCAAACUGUAUCAUAGAAAAAUAAAAAACUUAAGUUCUGUGAUUUUUCUUAGUUGAACAAUUACACAAAAUUCCAGUUGCACACAGGUUUAUUAUCAAAACUCAUAAUAUUUACUGAUAAGUUUAUCACAGAUUUUUAAUGGCAUGAUAAAGCCUGUCUUCUUGAUUGAUUACUAAAUCUUGCAUCUCUAUCAUUGUUUGAUAAAAUGGCAAGUGAAGUAGAAGAUACUUUGAAAAGGAUUCAAUCGCACAAAGGUGUCAUUGGAACUAUAGUGGUAAAUUCCGAAGGUAUUCCUAUCAAGACAACAAUGGACAAUACAACAACAGUACAAUAUGCUGGUCUUAUAAGCCAACUGUCGGACAAAGCACGUAGUGUGGUUCGAGAUCUGGAUCCCACCAAUGAUCUCACCUUCCUCAGAAUCAGAUCAAAAAAGCAUGAGAUUAUGGUUGCUCCUGAUCGAGAAUUCAUUCUCAUUGUUAUACAGAAUCCAGCAGAAUGAAGAGAAAACUUGCUUUAUGAUUAGAAGAUGAAAUUUAUUUAUAUAUUCAAUGAUAUAACUUAAUAUACACUUAAUUUUAUUACACUUGAAUAUUUUCAUUCAAUUUUUUUAUUCUUAACUUUUAAUUUUGAAUCAAUAAAAUUAAUUUAGAUCUUUCAUGCAAAUUAUAAAGCACCUUGUAAACCAAACUUUUAUUGCUGCAACUUCACAUGCUAUUUUAUUUUAUGAAAUAAUAUAGUUUUAAUAAAAAAUACUGAUAGCUUUAUACGUUAUGCUCUGUAUUUUUCACAAAUGAAUGUUAUAAUUCUUCACACACACUAAAGUACUUUGGACUUUCUAAACUUGAUUCAUGAUGGUUUAGAAUCCACCU
Molecule: messenger RNA, 1134 nt
Organism: Nilaparvata lugens (brown planthopper)
Lineage: Eukaryota; Metazoa; Arthropoda; Insecta; Hemiptera; Delphacidae
Product: dynein light chain roadblock-type 2
Exons: 4
Coding region: 471-764 (97 amino acids)
Biological process (GO): microtubule-based movement
Cellular component (GO): cytoplasm; centrosome; cytoplasmic dynein complex
Molecular function (GO): dynein intermediate chain binding
Source: RefSeq, a predicted model, not a curated record